AUGGGACUAUCCAAGAGAGAGAUUGCAUUACAGCGACGUAAUGCUCGACACUUCUGGGGCACUAUGCUCAUACCUGGUUUAGACAUCUUACGCUCAGAUCUCAUACGUGUGAAAGAGGAGUCAGACAGUCGUCUCAUCCUUUUCAUAUCAGACAUCAAACGGUCACUCAACAAUGUAAGCACUACUGAGAAGGCAAAGGCUUUGCUACUGGAUCUCUUGGUGGUGGCCUCAAGUUUCCUCUCCACUGAUCACAACCAGAUCGAGUGUGGCAAGUAUGCUGAGGAACUUCUCAAGAAGUUGAAUGCCAAGGAGAUGGACAAGGUGGAGGGUGUAAAUCGUGAGAAGGUUGUCAACCUACUCUUUAUCAUUUCAAACUUUGGCAGGAUAAAGGAGUUUGUCUCUGUCGAGAACGAGAAGAUCCAAGACAAGGAAAACACUUCUUUGUCACAUGUGACAACACCAGUCAUCAAACCCUUGAGGUUACCAGAGAGCCAGUCUGAACCUUUUGUGCCCCCUCAUAUCUCUCGAAUGUUGGUUAAGGAUAAAGAGAAUGAAGGUUCCAUACAGCCAAGAGUUAUAGAGAGCUCCAGCUUCUUUGGUGAAGACGAAGAGGACUUUAUCUCUUCAUCCUCCGAUUCUGAAUCAUCUGAUGAUGACGACGAUGAGUCUGACCUUCCUCUGGCCACCAGCAUCACACAACCAAAAGUCGUCACAUUGCAAGAUCCGAGAGUCAACUCGUUAAAAACUGACACGGCCUUCAAGAAGAUAGGAGGAAUCCCACUGAUCAGAUCAGCAAGCUACAGUCCCCAAAAGGCUAUUGAAAUAAAGAAAGAGCUAAGCGGUGGCUUCAAGAAGCUUGCCAGGUCAUACACAGAUAUCCCAACUUUGAGGACAUUGGUUAAGCAAGAAGAGGAACAGAUGGUCAUAUGUAGGAUAUGUGAGGAGAGGAUCGAGACAUCACUAUUUGAGAAGCAUUCCAAGUUGUGUGCAACCACCAAGCAAGAGGACAUGAAGGCCAUGAAUAUCGAUGAUCAACUAAGAGCUAUUGGCACCAUUUUGGCAGAUAGAGGUCAAUUUGAAAUCAAGUCGUUAGUGGACAAUGCAAUCGAGAUGGGGGCACGAGAAGAGAAGGCACUAUUACACGAUCUCAAGACCAAACUAAUACUCGAGACAGCAGAAGAUCUCAAAGGUCUUCUCAAGAAGAUUGAGACAUUGAUUUUGGACAAGUCAGUGGCAUUGGUGAAUUCAGAGCAGGCCAUCAACUCUUCACCAAUAUUGUUCAGAUCUCCAUCAAGAGGAAUGAUUUCUCCACGAACCAGAGAGUACAUUGAGAAUUGUAAUACCAACGUUGGUGGCAGGAGUAGGUCAGACUCUGAUCCAUGCCGCCCCUCAACUUUGGAUCUGAAGACAUCGGUUGGAAUUCCAACUAUUGAUGAUUUCCAGAUCAUCAAACCCAUCACCAAAGGUGGAUUUGGUAAGGUAUAUUUGGCCAAGAAGAAGAAGACCGGAGAUAUAUAUGCAAUCAAACGUCUGAAGAAAUCCGAUAUGAUCAAGAAGAAUCAGGUCGAUCACGUCAAGGUCGAGAGGAAUAUCUUGGCAUAUACAAGCAACCCCUUUGUAGUCAAGAUGUACUAUUCAUUUCAAACAAAAGAUUAUUUCUAUCUAGUUAUGGAGUAUGUCCAUGGUGGAGAUUGCUUUUCUUUGCUCCAGAACCUUGGAGGACUUGAUGAGGACAUGGCCAAGAUGAUCAUUGCUGAGACAGUGCUUGCUCUCGAGUAUCUUCACGGACUUGGAAUUACCCACAGAGACCUUAAACCGGAUAAUCUGCUCAUUGACAAAAAUGGUCACGUCAAGCUAACAGACUUUGGUCUGUCCAAGGUCGGUCUUCUCGAUAUUCAGGGAGUCGUACCACCAAGCUAUCUCAGUCCCAAGCUUUCAUCACAAGUGAAGCCAAAAAACAAGAGACUGUUGCCACUUAUGUCCACCAAGAAGAUGCCAUUGGCUUUCUCAUCGCCAUCAAUACCCAACGCCGCCACCGCGUUCUUUCCCUUUGAGAACAACACCAACAGUUCAUAUGACAAACCUCAUCAACAGCAACAACAUAUCACCUCUGAGAAGGUGGAACCUCCUCAUUCACCAAACAAUAAGAGGUCUCGUAUGCUGAGCUGUGUUGGUACACCAGACUAUCUCGCACCGGAAAUCCUUCUUGGCAUUGGACAUGGAAAAGAAGUGGAUUGGUUCUCGGUUGGAGUCAUGCUCUACGAGUUCCUGACAGGCUUGCCGCCAUUCAGCGCUGACACUGUUGAGGCCACCUUCCAGAACAUCUUGCAGAGGAACAUAAAGUAUCCCGACGAUAUGUCUGAUGAAGCUAGGGAUAUCAUUGACAAGCUACUGGCAUUGAAUCCUCAAUCGAGAUUGGGCUACAAUGGUGCAGAUGAGGUGAAGAGCCAUCCUUUCUUCCAGGACAUUGAUUGGGCAACGAUAAGAACGCAGAAUACCUACUUUAAGCCAGUCCUCCAGGAUUUACAAGAUACCAGUUACUUUGAUGCCAGGAAACCUUUCUAUGACCUUCGAAUAUCUGAUGAUUCAAACAGCAACAGCCCACAGAUAAACAUACCACUGAAUGGAGAGAUAGAACUGAAUAAGCUGGUGGAUGAUUUCUUAUAUGUCAACUUUCAGACUGCCUCCAGACUCAGUCUUUUUCUCAGCCUCUCGCAGCAUUUCUUUCAACUGCGUCACAAUCUGUUGCCAGACACCAAGUUCUUGGCGUCAGAGUCACUCGUGCUCUCUAAAGAUGCUGCGCAAAAGGACACAACAUCGAUACCAGUAUCGGUCAGGAGGUUAAUACUGGACAACUUCUUCAAUUUACAGCUUCACUCACAUGUUAUCCCUCACUCGACAACCGAGCUCAUCCUUGGACAGGCUUUCGAUCAACCGCUGGAUGAACACUCGAUCCCAUCCUCAGUGGUCGAAUGUUUAACCAAAGGAUACCUUGCGGAUCGAUUCCAACAUCAGUCUUAA
Messenger RNA from Acytostelium subglobosum LB1, 3021 nucleotides. RefSeq lists its product as hypothetical. Gene Ontology annotation, molecular function: ATP binding; protein serine/threonine kinase activity. Lineage: Eukaryota; Evosea; Eumycetozoa; Acytosteliales; Acytosteliaceae. The record is from RefSeq and is a predicted model, not a curated record. The transcript is spliced from 13 exons. Bases 1 to 3021 code for a protein of 1006 amino acids. Gene Ontology annotation, biological process: peptidyl-serine phosphorylation; intracellular signal transduction.